AUGUGUGAGAGGAAAAGUAGAUCACCAGCAAGAAGGCUAUUUCAAGAUUCCAGCAACACCAACGAUCGAGUAGGAGAAAUCGUAGAUGAAAUUAUUGAUCGUAUCGCUGAAAUGAAAAUCUCUGCAUUCCGCAAAAAGUACCAAUUUGAUUUCAAAACCAUGCAGCCUUGCAGCAGCGAAACAGACCUACGAGUAAACUCUACGAAUGGCAGAGAGCUUCGACACUGCUGGAGUUGGGAGGCGGUGGACGCUUGCCUAGUUCCACGUUUCUAUCGCCCGAUCAUAGUCCAGUCAAGACGUCUUGAGAAAAACACUGUUCACACGUCAAUUCUGCCACCACCAACACCGCUCAUACCUUCACGAGAGACACGAGUCUCACCUCCUGUGAAAUUAUUCUUUCGCACAGUUCGGCGAGCAAAUAGUGUUGAUGGUGUUGGACGGAAGCCAUUCAACAAUGAUCUUUUGGCAUCUCGGACUUCAUGGACAGUUCACAGAGGUCAAAGGACCACGGAAUCAGGAAUCAUCCACCCUUCGAUGACAACUUUUCCUUCAGAGAUUCCUGCCGAUCUUUUACCUCGAGGUAAAAAGUUAGCUUACUUUGUCUAA
This is a messenger RNA of Echinococcus granulosus, 606 nucleotides long. RefSeq lists its product as hypothetical. The transcript is spliced from 2 exons. Bases 1 to 606 code for a protein of 201 amino acids. The record is from RefSeq and is a predicted model, not a curated record. NCBI's taxonomy places the organism in Eukaryota, Metazoa, Platyhelminthes, Cestoda, Cyclophyllidea, Taeniidae.